CUCACGGGAGUGUUUUGGUGUCGGCGGAGCCUCUUGUGCUGUUUGGAGAGUCGAAGCGGCUCCUGGGAGACAAAGAGGGUGCCAAGGAGAUUACUGUGGAAAACAGAAACUGAGAAGCAUCAUUAAAAAGGAAAACAAGUCAUCAAAUACAUUUCUUUUGGAAAGUGAAAACCUCUUUUCAUUCCUCAGCAGAUAAAAGACAAGGGAGAGAAUAACCAACACAUUUUUAGCUGGAAAAAAUAUAUGGAACUGAAGCAAUUGUUACCUAAGAAGUCAAGGGGGAAAAUAUCGGAAUAAAGAAAAAGUGCAAAUACCUGGAAGUCAGUGGGAAGGAGGAAAAGGUCCCUUGGAAAGUUGAGCAUGUAUUAUUUAAAGCAUUUGAGGAAGGAAAUAAUGGCUUGAAUCAAACAACCUCCAUGUAAGAGAUCACAAAUAUUUUUGGUCUCUACAAAAAUCCAAGAAUAUCAGUGUUGAAAAAACAACACAGACAGCUUCACUUGGGGGGCGGAGGGGGAAACACAUUGUAGAUCACAGCUGACUAUGCAUAAGAGGAUCCACCAAAUGAAGCACCAUAGAAAAGUUUGCAAAGCUUCACUCAGAAAAGCUCCUUCAUGAUUGAUGGAAGGACCCAUACCAGAGAGAAGUGCUGCCAAUGUGACAAAAGAUUUACAAUGCAGACCAAUAUGGUGAGUCAGAAGAGGACUUGCACUGGCAAUAAACACUUUGAAUGUCCUGAUUGUGGGAAAAGUUUCACAUGGAAUUCUGAGUUGGUGAUACACCAGAGGACUCAUACAGGAGAGAAACCAUAUGAGUGUCCAGAUUGUGGGAAAUGUUUCAGUCUGAAUUCCAAUCUUUUGAGACAUCGAAGGACUCACACAGGAGAAAAACCAUACGAGUGUUUGGAUUGUGGGAAAAGUUUCAGAUGGAAUUCCCACCUGGUGGAACACCAGAGGACUCAUACAGGAGAGAAACCAUAUGAGUGUCCAGAUUGUGGGAAAUGUUUCAGUCUGAAUUCCAAUCUUUUGAGACAUCGAAGGACUCACACAGGAGAAAAACCAUACGAGUGUUUGGAUUGUACGAAAUGUUUCCAGAAUAAUUCUCAUCUGGUGAAACAUCAGAGGAUUCACACAGGAGAAAAACCAUAUGUGUGUCUAGAGUGUGGGAAAAGUUUCAGUCAGAAUUACGACUUGCUUAUACACCAGAGGACUCACUCGGGGGAGAAACCAUAUGAGUGUCCUGUUUGUGGGAAAAGUUUCAGUAAGAAUUUCAGUCUGGUGAGACAUCAGAGCACUCACACAGGAGAGAAACCAUAUGAGUGCUUGGACUGUGGGAAACAUUUCAAUCAAAAUUCCCACCUGGUAGAACACCAAAGAACUCACACAAAAGAGACACCAUAUAAGUGUCCAGAUUGUGGGAAAAGUUUCAUUCGAAAUUCUGACUUGGUGAUACAUCAGAGGACUCACACAGGAGAAAAACCAUAUAAGUGUCCUGAUUGUGGGAAAGGUUUUUCUCGGAAUUCUUCCCUGGUGCUACACCAGAGAACUCACACAGGGAACAAACCAUAUGAGUGUCCGGACUGUGGGAAAUGUUUCACUCAGGGUUCCAACCUGGUGAAACACCAGAGGACUCACACGGGAGAGAAACCAUAUGAGUGUCCUGAUUGUGGGAAAAGUUUCAGUAAGAAUUUCAAUGUGGUGUUACACCAGAGCACUCACACAGGAGAGAAACCAUAUGAGUGUCUGUAUUGUGGGAAAAGCUUCACUCAGAAUUACAACCUGGUGAUACACCAGAGGAUUCACACAGUAGAUAAACCAUAUAAGUGCCCUGAUUGUGGGAAAGGUUUCCUUUGGAAUUCUCAACUGGUUUUACACCAGAGAACUCACACAGGCAAUAAACCAUAUGAAUGUCCGGACUGUAGGAAACAUUUCACUCAGAGUUCCAAAUUGGUAAUACACCAGAAAAUUCACUCCAGAGAAAAAACAUAUGAGGGUCUCAUAAAUCAUGUAAGGUUACACAUAAGGGAGAAACCAUUUAAUGCCUAGAUUGCUUAUAGUUUUCCGGACAAAAUUCCUCUCUUAUUGUACAGAAGAUAUUCCAUGAGGUGUAAUUUGAUGUGUGUAGAGGAAUCAUCAUUAUCAUUUUUGAUCUCAUGCCAAGCUCAGCUGAGAAAUUAACAAUUCUAAUUUCUCAGCUGAUUGUUUUUAUUAUUAAACAUGAAGGAGGAGAUCUGUGUUGGGAGAUCCAAGCCCUUCUGAGCUUCCUUUCUGUGGCCCAGUACAGUUAUUCCCUUCCACACAGGGAUGACAGGUGAAGGCCUAUAUUUGGCCAGCGAAAGAAACCUGCCCAGCAACAAAAUUCAGCUAAGAAAUAGAGAUGAACACUGACUCCUAGAGUCGGACAUGACCGGGCAGAGGAAACCUUUAGGAGGAGAAAAUCCUGUCAAAUUUCAUAGGAAAGAGUGUUCCCAUAAAAUAGUUUAUGAGAAAUAGUUCCCAUAGGGCUGGAGCUGCAGUAGAAAAGGUUCGUUCUUAAACUCCUAUCAGUAAAAUUUAAAGGAAUGGGCAAGGAGGAUGGCCCUCCAUCUCAACCAGUAGAACAGGUAGAUGCAAAAAAAAUAAAGGUAUGAGAAUAAUGACAGGUGCCCCACUGGCACAGCGCUUAUAAUGCAGUAUUGCUAGCUGACAUUCACCACACCUGCAAUUUGAUCCUGAUGGGGCUUAAGAUUGACAGCCUUCAAUCCAGCUGAGAUCCGUAAAUGAUUGUUGGGGGCUAUAUGCUGACUCUGUAAACCAAGACUGCUAUAAAUGGUUCUCUGGUGAUAUAUUGCUAUAAUAAAGAAAUAGCUUUAAAGGGGAUGACCAGGAACUUUAAUUGUAUCUGCAAAGAAAACAAUCCAGUGCAAC
Messenger RNA from Thamnophis elegans (Western terrestrial garter snake), 2903 nucleotides. RefSeq names its product zinc finger protein 84-like. Bases 612 to 2042 code for a protein of 476 amino acids. The record is from RefSeq and is a predicted model, not a curated record. Gene Ontology annotation, molecular function: RNA polymerase II cis-regulatory region sequence-specific DNA binding; DNA-binding transcription factor activity, RNA polymerase II-specific. NCBI's taxonomy places the organism in Eukaryota, Metazoa, Chordata, Lepidosauria, Squamata, Natricidae. The transcript has 2 exons. Gene Ontology annotation, biological process: regulation of transcription by RNA polymerase II.